UCAAAUUUGUAUCCAUUUAAUUAACACGUUAAACCGGUCAAACUCGGUUGCUCUAAAUUUCCCGGGAAAAAGCCAAAACCAACAAAAGUUUCUAGAAUGACGAUUUUACCCUUACUAUUGCUCUUCUUCGUCCUCACCUCAAUACCCUUAUCUGUAUUUUCACAAAUCAACGACCAGUCAACGCUUCUGAACCUGAAAAGCGUUCUCGGCGACCCACCGUCUCUCCGGCUAUGGAACGACACAUCUUCACCGUGCAACUGGCCGUGUAUCACUUGCACCGCCGGAAACGUCACCGAGAUUAACUUCCAGAACCAGAACUUCACCGGGACAGUUCCGACGAAGAUUUGCGAUUUCCCGAAUCUCAAAUCCCUAGAUUUGUCUUUUAAUCUCUUCUCCGGCGAGUUUCCGACGGUUCUUUACAACUGCACGAAGCUGAAGUAUCUCGAUCUCUCUCAGAACUACUUCAACGGCUCACUUCCCGAAGACAUCAACUGUCUCUCGCCGGAACUCGAGCAUCUUGAUCUCGCGGCUAACUCCUUCGCCGGAGAUAUCCCAAAGAACAUCGGACGGAUCUCGAAGCUUAAGGUAUUGAAUCUGUACCAGAGCGAAUACGACGGUACGUUUCCGUCGGAGAUUGGAGACUUGUCGGAGCUCGAAGAACUUAAAUUAGCGUUAAACGAUAAGUUUACUCCGGCGAAGCUUCCGACGGAGUAUGGGAAAUUGAAGAAACUCAAGUACAUGUGGCUAUCGGAGAUGAAUCUGAUCGGAGAAAUCUCAGCCGUUGUUUUCGAAAACAUGACGGAUCUUAUUCACGUUGAUUUAUCGGUUAACAAUUUAACGGGUCGGAUCCCAGAUGAUUUAUUCGGGUUGAAGAAUCUCACCGAGCUUUAUCUCUACGCUAAUCAUUUCACCGGAGAAAUCCCCAAAUCUAUCUCGGCGGUUAACAUGGUAAAGCUUGAUCUCUCUGCUAAUAAUUUAACCGGUUCGAUUCCGGUUUCAAUCGGGAAUCUAAAGAAAUUAGAGGUUUUGAACUUGUUUUAUAACGAGUUAACCGGAGAAAUCCCGCCGGUUAUCGGGAAAUUACCGGAAUUGAAGGAGCUUAUGAUCUUCACCAACAAGUUAACCGGAGAAAUACCGGCGGAUAUUGGGUUUAAUUCGAAGCUGGAGCAGUUCAAAGUUUCGCAGAAUCAGUUAACCGGGAAAUUACCGGAGAAUUUGUGUAACGGAGGUAAGCUUCUAGGUGUGGUGGUGUACUCGAACAAUCUCACCGGAGAAAUCCCUAAGUCGCUCGGAGACUGUACGACGCUCUUUACGUUUCAGUUACAGAACAAUGGCUUCUCCGGUUCAAUAGAUAUUUCUAACUACAAAAUCAAAGGUCAAGCUCCUAGCUGGUUAUGGAUGCUACCAAAUCUGGCGUACGUGAAUCUUUCCAACAACACUUUCAAUGGAAAGAUUCCAUCUUUCAUAUGUGUGUUGCGCUCUCUAAUCCUUCUUGAUUUAUCUACCAACCAAUUCAAUGGUUCAAUCCCUCGUUGCAUAGGAAACUUAAGUACUCUUGAAGUUUUAAAUCUUAGAAAGAAUCGUCUUAGUGGAAGUGUUCCAGAGAAUAUAUCUACAAGUGUAAUAUCGCUUGACAUUGGUCAUAACCAACUAGUGGGAAAGCUUCCAAGAUCUUUGGUCCGUAUCUCUUCUCUUGAAGUUCUCAAUGUGGAAAGCAACAAAAUCAAUGAUACGUUCCCUUUUUGGUUGGGUUCUCUUCAAGAACUACAAGUUCUUGUCCUUCGCUCCAAUGCAUUCCAUGGAUCGAUACAUCAAACCGGGUUUUCUAAGUUGCGAAUCAUCGACAUAUCUGGUAAUCACUUUAAUGGAACUUUGUCACUAUAUUUUUUUGUCAAUUGGACUGCAAUGUUCUCACUUGGAAAAACCGAAGAGCAGUACAUGGGGACAAACUAUUACAGUGAUUCAAUAGUCGUGAUGAAUAAAGGCAUAAAAAUGGAGAUGGUACGUAUCCUAAAAAUCUUUACAACAAUUGAUUUUUCUGGAAACAAAUUUGAAGGAGAGAUUCCAAAGUCCAUUGGUCUACUGAAAGAGCUUCAUGUGCUCAACUUGUCGAACAAUGGUUUCAUUGGCCGCAUCCCAUCAUCAAUGGGAAACCUGAAAGAGCUCGAAUCAUUAGAUAUUUCUCAAAACAAGCUUUCAGGAGAAAUUCCACAAGAGCUAGGGAACCUCUCAUACCUAGCGGUCAUGAACUUCUCUCAUAACCAAUUUGUAGGUUUACUACCAGGGGGCACUCAGUUUCAAACACAGCUUUGCUCUUCUUUCGCGGACAACCCGAGACUCUUUGGCCCUUCACUUAAAGAAAUUUGUGUAGAUAUCCAUGAGAAAACAUCACAACAGUCCAAAAUGCCAGAGCCUGAAGAAGGUAAAGAAGAGGUGAUAAAUUGGACAGCAGCUGCUGUUGGAUACAUAUCUGGUCUUGUCUUUGGAUUGAUGAUGGGAUACAUUUUGGUUUCUUACAAACCAAAGUGGCUCAUGACUCCUAUCCGAAACAUACGCACAAGCACCACAAACGCAUUAGAGUUAGAGACGUAAUGUUUUGAACUGACGGAAGAGCAAACGAGGAGAACAGUACAAUCUGGUUUGAGCACACCAGGUUUGUGAAUUUUCAUGUCUUUAUGAAACCAGACUUUUUCAGCUUUUCGCUCAUUGUUAUGUUACCCAAAUAAUUAUAUAUGUAAGUACUCAAUUUGAAAAGAUGGAGUAUAUUUAUUA
This is a messenger RNA of Capsella rubella, 2772 nucleotides long. RefSeq names its product receptor-like protein 12. The record is from RefSeq and is a predicted model, not a curated record. NCBI's taxonomy places the organism in Eukaryota, Viridiplantae, Streptophyta, Magnoliopsida, Brassicales, Brassicaceae. Gene Ontology annotation, molecular function: protein binding.